This is a messenger RNA of Micropterus salmoides (largemouth bass), 6016 nucleotides long. RefSeq names its product serine/arginine-rich splicing factor 11-like. Gene Ontology annotation, molecular function: RNA binding. The transcript has 11 exons. Gene Ontology annotation, cellular component: nucleoplasm. Bases 4300 to 5391 code for a protein of 363 amino acids. The record is from RefSeq and is a predicted model, not a curated record. Lineage: Eukaryota; Metazoa; Chordata; Actinopteri; Centrarchiformes; Centrarchidae.
GCCUCACGACAUUUUCAGCAGUGGUAUUGUUGCUGUCUACUAGCGGCCAUCGUGUUCUUGUCCGCAGCGAACGUUAAACACCGUCUAUCUACAGGAAAGAUGCUACUUUUUGUAUCCGCCUGAUGUUAUCCUCGUAAACGUUAACCUAAGCCAUUUGUUGUUUUAAAUUCAGGCACGUUGCUAUCCUAAAAGAUUGAUUAGCACUCGCGAAAAUGAAUUCCAACACGCACGUCAUUCAGGUGACAAAUGUCUCCCCGAGCACAACGUCCGAGCAAAUGAGGACUCUGUUUGGCUUCCUCGGAAACAUAGAGGAACUCAAACUGUUUCCACCCGAGUGAGUACCCUGAACUAUUAAUCUAAUACCUAAAACGUUAUCUUACCUUGAUAGCUUACGCGGCUCACGCAAGGCUUCUCUUGAGGCCUGUACUGUUGAGUAGGCCUCACUGCCCAGCAUGCUAAUGCUAACGUUUGCCCGCGCCUUUAGUGAAAGUAGCAGCAGUCACUCCCCUUAACUUUACCGCAUGAGGGUUAUUGUAAAUCGAUGCUUUUCCUGAUGUUGUGUGAGCGAUUUGGCACAGAUAUAAAUGUCCUUUCUUCCACAGACUCCGGGAUAUAAUUAACGUUAGCUGCGAAACACCUGAUUUGGUCGACUAGUCGUUUGACUGAAAAUUAAUCUGCACAAAUUUGGUAAUCCGCUGUUUGACUCCGUUAUCAGCAAAAAUACUAGGACUUCAACCAAUGAUCUAUCGUCUGUUGACCUGUCUGUUAUUUUAAAUAAAGUAUUUAAAGAAUUGCUUGUUUCGUUUGACAAACCAUCAAAACCCCAAAGAUAAUCAGUUUACAAUGAUAGAAAACACAAAUACAUCAGGAAACCCUCUCAUUUGAGUUGGUGAAAAUUGUGGAAGCAUAACUUAUCAUUUGUUUGAUAAAUUACUGUUAACAUACAAACUGAUAUCUUGAUUUGAUAUCUUUGAUUGACUUGCCAGUUAAUUGACUUGAAUUGUUUCAGCGCUGUAAAAUAUUUAACAUUAGCCUGUUGAAGCUGCUUUGCCUUUCUCUUUCCAAUCACUGUAAAUGAAAUAAUUUCUUAAUUUUAUCCUUUUUCCCUGACCUUUUUAUAGACUAAAUUGAUGUGUAAUGUAAUUGUCAAACAUUUGCGGCCCUAGAUAUAACAGCCCCAGUAUUACAACUAUUUUAAUGUUAAUAUAUUUAUUCCAGUGACUUCCUGCUGGCAAUCCCUUGGCAUCUCUACAGCCGCUUAGGAUGCUAAUGAGCUACAGCAAUAUAUAUUUUACACUAUUGUAACACUGACUGUAGUAGGAAAUAAUUGUUCUCUGCUUUGUAUUUUCCUCUAUCGAUUUACACCUGGCUUCUUGGCAGGUAGGAUAUGUAACGACAACAUAGUAACAAUUUAAACAUAAUUUCACUCACAGGAAACCAGUGGGGGAGAAGAUAAAGGUUCAAAACAUCAGUGAUCUUUGAUUCUCAACAGAUUGUCAAUGAGGGUUGUGCUAACAUUACAACACACUACAUAUAAAUAUUACUAAGCUACCUUGUGAUCAGAGAGUGGACGAGUGUGUAUAGCCUAUGAUCCAUUAUUAUUAUUGUCCUGGGGACACAAAACUCAAAAAAUAAGUUUGCUUGAAGAAGGCAUGUUGGCUCUCCUUGUUUGUAUUCUUUGCACAACAUAUCUGUAUUUUUUUCCAGUGACUCUCCCUUGCCUGUGACUUCACGUGUGUGUUUUGUAAAGUUCCUUGAGUCUGAGUCGGUGGGAGUUUCCCAACACCUGACGAACACCGUCUUCGUGGACAGAGCCUUGAUCGUGGUCCCCUUUGCUGAAGGUGGGUGUCUGUGUGUAAUUCGUGUCUCACUCACAUGGCUGUCUCUAAACAAAACAUCACAAUGUGUAGGUUGUUUUAAUAGAAUUGCAAACACUACGUGAGCCAUUAUGAGUUUUUUCUGACCAAGCAAAUUUAGCUAUGCUUUUCAGUGCUUGGCAUUUCUAGGUAUGUAAAAGGGAAAUGUACAUUUGUGUCCAUGUCUUACAAUCUAGCUGUAAACUUCUCUCUCUGUUAUUUGUGUUGUGGUUUUCAUAGUGGACAAGUCAUUUGCAGAGAGCCCCUUCCUUGCUGGCUGAAAGUGGUCCUCUGCUGCCAUCAGGAGAUUAGAAAAAAUAAUGGCACCAGGCUCGCGAGCCCCCUUCUCUCUCUUGUUCUGCAGUAAAAUAUUAACUCUUUAUUUUUUUCUCUCUGUUCAAGGCAUCUUUUCUAAAAUUAGCCACACAACUCUUUAGCAAAAUGAGGGGGGUGGGGGGAAAGGGUGCAGGGCAAUCUCAAUUCCUCACAUGUUCAAAGGAUUUUAAUAUUUUUUUUAAAAAUAAAAUGUUGAUUUAUUAGGCAUGCACCAAACUAGGGAUGCCCCGAGCACAUCUGCUGGAUUGGUAUCGAGGCCGAUCAAAACAUUCUUUUAUUAAUUGGUGAUCGACUUCUGGUUUGAACCAAUUCUGAUCCUCUCUUUAUAUUUUAACCUUUUGCACUCUGUGUACGGCAGUUGCCAAAAUUUCGCAUUGCUUGAACCAGUAAACAUCAACAAUGAGGUCUGGUUGAUUUAAUUCACUCACUCUGCCUCUAUCUGCAACAUUUUGCAGGUGUUACACAUCUCUAAGAGAUCUACUGUUGAAAACAGCUUUUAAACUUUGGUUAACUGUAUAAUGUGUAAUACGUAGCAUAUUAUACAUAUUAUGUAGUUGAUUUGCUGCCACAACAGAUCCACAUUGAGUCUACAUUGAUAUUAUGCACAACACUGUAGGAAACCUUUAAUGACCCUGUACAUUACACACUAGUGUUUUCAGUUACUGACCGAUUAUACCUAUUUUUAGGUUCAAGUUGGGUGGUGCUAUGGUGGGAGUUUGUUUAGGUCACCAAACUCCAGGUGUAAGUUGCCCUGCCCUAACAGGUGCAACCAAACUUAGCAAUAGGGUGAGGGAGAUGUCAAUCAAGUCUUACAGGUCCACACAGUCCUGAGGUUUAAUCAGCCAAAUAACUGCACUAAAAAGGAAAAUGUAAAUACUGGAUCGGGACUUGGUUUUGGCUAAAUCCUAAUAUUAAAUGCCUCAGGGAGGGGAGGGGGGGUGUUCGGGACAUCCCUACACCAAGCACAAAGCAUGCAGGAUAGAUUAACCAAUCAGUUGUGCAUGCUAGAAUAGAUUUUAAAGGUGUGUGCCAUCAUCUAGACGGCUAUUUUCAGCAGAUGUGGUGGAAGUGAAUUAGCACAUAAUUUGGUUAUUAAACAUGAUAAGCACACAGUGCUUUUGGCAUUUACUUGCUUCAUGUGCCAAAGCCUUGUAUUAUUUUACACUGUGCAUCUGUAUUCUUCUAAAUUUACACUAACACACAAGAGAUAAAAGUAGAUAUAAGCCUCUGCUUGAUGUUGCAGUAAAAAUGCUUUUUUAUUGACCCUCUCCACACAUGACUCUGAAAGAGUUGAGUGACUCUCACGUUUAACAGUGGUGUUUCUUUUGUUGUUGUGUUUUACAGUUCUUUUUCCUGGUUCAGCCAGCCCUAUAUACCAGGCCCUGCUGAAAAUGCCACCAACAGUUUUGUCUUCUGCAGCCUUAUCCUGUUUCUCAAGUGUCCUUUCUGUUUGUGUGUGUGUGUGUGUGUGUGUGCGCGCGUGUGUGUGUAUGUCUCUCUCUCUCCCCUUUUUAAAAUGUCAUGUCAGAUAAAAAAAAAAAAGAAGCCUGUUUUCAGAUUGAACAACCAUGGAUGAUCAUCCCAUAAGAUUUUCCCUUUUGAUUUUACUGUUUGGUUUUUCUUCAGCUUUGGGCACAUUUUCUCAUGAUUUUAUCACAGCUUUUGCUGGCAGUAGCCCUUAACUGUUUAGUGCAGUUUGUUUGACAUUGUUUAGUGUUUGUAGUGACAUACUGUCGGCUAAAUCCUAGCAGUACUGUAGCCUGUUAGCAGUACUUUAUCUGGUUGCCAAGUUUUGUUGUGGUGGAAUUGUACAAAGUAACCACCAACAAAAGCCCAGAAAAGGUAAUAUGACUGAGCCUUUUCUGUUGUUGUAAUGGUAAGUGAUGUUGAAAUGUACCCUUGUCUACACCCAAAUCAUGAACUUUGUUUUCUGUAUCUCAAUGUUUUUGUGUGCUUUAUAGCGAAGCAGCCGGCGCGAGUCGCUUGUUCAUAAAACAUCUAAUGAAAGUUGAGAGCACAUCCCACGGGACAACUGGCUGUGCUUGCUUACGUUUGGUUCAUGACUUAAAAAACAAGUACAGGAGUCAUUCCUGAUGAAUCUAAAGCUAUGUCGCUGCUGGCUCCAGCCAAUGCCGUGGCAGGAAUGAUGCCUGGGGGAGGCCUUCUUCCAACACCCAAUCCUUUGGCAACAAUGGGAGGGACGCCAUUCGGAGGUCUUGGAGCUCCCAACAUGGAGCAAAUGGCUGCAAUGGGAAUACAGGGACCUAACAUGAACCCCCAGGCUCUUUCUGCAGACUUCCUGAAGCUCAUGCAAUCCAUGGACCCCAAAUUGAAUCCAUUAGCGGCCGGACUGAACUUGAAUCCAGGGCUGAAGUCUGAUGCGUCCAAUAAGGAGAUUGAAGAGGCUAUGAAGAGAGUCCGAGAGGCCCAGUCUCUCAUUUCUGCAGCCAUUGAACCAGGAAAUAAGAAAGAUGACAAGCGCAAACAUUCCCGCUCCCGUUCGCGGUCACGGCGCAGGCGGUCCAGAUCUCGUUCAAGACACAGACGUUCAAAGAGCAGGUCUCGACGGAGAUCCCAUUCCAGGAGUAGGAGGAGGUCCAAGAGCCCACGGAGGAGAAGGUCCCACUCCCGGGAUAGAAGCCGCCGCAGUAGAUCUAGGGACAGGAGAAAGGAGGAAAAGUCUAAGAAAAGAUCAAAGACGCCCCCCAAGAGCUACAGCAGCGCCAGGAGGUCACGAAGCAUUAGUCGAAGGCACAGGCGAAGCCGCAGUGCAUCUCGGUCCCCAAGGAGGAGGUUGUCCAGGUCACCCUCGCUCAGACGUCACAAGAAGGAGAAGAAGAAGGACAAGGAACGCGAGAAGGACCGGGAUCGAGAGAGGAGGGAGGACAGGAGCAGGGAUGAAAGAGAACGCUCCAGCAGCAAGAAGAAAAAGAGCAAAGACAAGGAACGGGAUCGGGACCGCAAGUCCGAUAGUGAGAAAGGAGACGUUAAGGUGACGCGGGAUUACGAUGAAGAGGAACAAGGUUAUGACAGUGAAAAGGGGGAGGAGGAGGACGACGACGAGAGGAAGAGUGACUCUGACUCUGUUUCAUCCCCCAAAGGCCAGGAGGAGAUGGAGAGAGCUGAGGGCCAAAUCCCCAAAAAGUCCAAACUGAAUGGAGACGAUCACCAUCAGGAAGACAUGGAGAUGAGCGACUAAGAAUAUCCUGAACAUGGCUGUUGUUUUUUUGUUUUUUUUUUCACUGUCCUUUUUAUAUUUUUAAUAUAGGCCACAACAUGUCUGUGCCUGAACACUCAAAGUUUAAAAAAAGAAAUGAGGAGAGAAAAAAAAAAAAGAAAUUUUGUUGUCUUAACUGUAGAAUUAUUGGGGAGGUGGUGUAGAAGGAAAGCAGUAAAAAUAAUUUUUGUUGAGACAAGAAAACGAGACUAAAAUAUGAAUAACAUGAGACAUGGUUUUAAAUUGUCAUUGUUGUACUUUUUUAAGAUCCUGUUUUGAUUUUUCUUUUUGUUGCCUUUGUGUUCAAAGUUUUGUCUUCCUGACAGUAGAAUACACCCCAUUUUCUACUAAAAUAUGUUACUAGUCGGGAAUGAACUUUCCUAGUUCAGACUGUUAGUCACUCACCACCAGGCACCAACUUCAUGUCAAGUUUAUGGUCACUGAACCAUUUUGCUUUAACUGUAAUGCACCAGACGUGUUUCAGCUGACCUUCCUAUUUACACCCCUUUGUAAGUGUACACUGUAGAUUGAAAUGUGUUGUUGCAAUGAAAUACUUUGUCUGCAAUAGGAUUUCCAGAGGAAACUAAUAAAAUUGGGUUAAACUGUC